AUGUUACUGCUCAGUAUCUGUGGAUGCUCGUGGAUGAAAUGGAUGGCCACAUUGCUUCACAUGGGGAUGUUCCUGCAGCUGGCGCUGUGGGAGACGACAGAGGCCAUCCACCCAGACUGUGCCCUGGUGGUUCAGCACAUGAAGGCGCAGGAAGAAUGUAAGCACAUCCUCAAACAAGAGGAGAACAACCACUCCAACAAGACAGGUUGUCCGACAACAUGGGAUGAUAUCCGUUGCUGGAAUCGUGCUGAGGUGGGACAGGUGGUCAGCGUCUCAUGCGCCAAUGUCUCCCAGCUGUUUGCUAAUAACCAAGGUUACAUCUACAGGAACUGCACCGAGGAUGGCUGGUCUGAUCUCUACCCCUCCUAUGAGGACGCCUGCGAGUUCACAGAGUACGAAGAGACAGAACCAGAGACAACAUACUUCUCAAACUUCAAACAGGUGUACACCGCUGGCUACGCUACCUCCCUCAUCUCUCUUAUAUCAGCUAUUUUUGUCUUCACUGUUUUCAGGAAGUUUCACUGCACCAGGAAUUACAUCCACAUGAACCUUUUCUUCUCCUUCAUCCUGAGAGCGAGCGCUGUCUUCAUUAAAGAUGGCGUUCUUUUUUCAGAUGUAAACCUGGACCACUGCUCCAUGUCCACUCCGUCCUGUAAAUCAGCUGUGGCCUUUUUCCAGUUCAGUAUCCUAGCCAACUACUUCUGGCUUCUGGUGGAGGGCAUGUACCUGCAGACGCUGCUUGCUCUCACCUUUGUCUUCCAGAAGAAAUACUUCUGGUGGUACAUACUCAUCGGCUGGGGUCUCCCAACAACGAUCAUAAUGGCGUGGAUCCUCACUCGAAACUUCUACGAUAACAAGGGGUGUUGGGAUGACACAGAUGUGGCCUUCAUCUGGUGGAUCAUAAAAGCUCCAAUAACUGCAUCACUACUGGUAAACUUCAUCAUCUUCAUUAACGUGAUCAGGAUUCUGGUCCAGAAGCUGACAUCUCCCGGUGUCGGUGGCAAUGACACCAGUCACUUCAAGAGGCUUGCCAAAUCCACUCUGCUCCUCAUCCCUCUGUUUGGGAUGCACUACAUGGUGUUUGCCUUCCUGCCAGAGAACACAGGAGCAGAGGCACGGAUCUUCAUAGAGCUCGGCCUUGGAUCCUUUCAGGGAUUCGUUGUUGCCCUGCUCUACUGUUUCCUGAAUGGCGAGGUGCAGGCAGAGCUUAAGAAGAGGUUUUGGAAGUGGCAGACUCAGAAGUACCUGCGCUACAGUAAACGGCGUCGUACGUUGUUCACUGAAAGCAGCACGAUCACACAGAUCUCCGUCCUGGACAAAUCCAGCCCCAAAGAUCAGCCGGCCUCAGAGACACACACCCUCACGCCCAGCAACGUGUCCAGCGUCUAAGGCACAGCUGUUCAUGUAAACUGCUCGGCAUCUGGCCGACGUCCAGUGACCAAACCACAGAGCCUAAGAAUGUUCAAGGUACCUCGUAACUCCGUACGGUACGAAUGUGUUGCAGAAUCUUACAUGGGCUGCCUCAUAUACAACCAAACUUGUUGACUUAUGCCUAACUUUUUCGAUUCCCAUUAUCCCACACUCCUUUCCCCCAUAAUAUGAAUUAAUUUCUAACUAAAAGGCUUCAUAUGGGCAAGACACAGAGGUCAAAUAUUUUAUUGAUUUGGUAUCAUAGGAAAGAUUUAGCUUUGGGGUCAUCCUACACAUCUUACUCACAACCAGCAAAUUGUUACUCUGUAUUUACAAAAGUAACAGAUGUGGCUUCAAAACGUUGUCAUUGUUUAAACAUAAAUCAAUAGAAAAUCAUCUAUAUAAGUAACAAUUUACAUAAUUUGUUCUGUCACAGCUCUUUCAAUGCUCUGGUUUUUGAUACAUUGUUGUGUUUGUGUUGUUUUGGUUCUUAU
Trematomus bernacchii (emerald rockcod) is the source of this 1904-nucleotide messenger RNA. RefSeq names its product growth hormone releasing hormone receptor b (gene ghrhrb). The coding region runs from base 1 to 1389 and encodes 462 amino acids. Gene Ontology annotation, molecular function: peptide hormone binding; G protein-coupled peptide receptor activity; vasoactive intestinal polypeptide receptor activity. The record is from RefSeq and is a predicted model, not a curated record. Gene Ontology annotation, cellular component: plasma membrane. Lineage: Eukaryota; Metazoa; Chordata; Actinopteri; Perciformes; Nototheniidae. Gene Ontology annotation, biological process: adenylate cyclase-modulating G protein-coupled receptor signaling pathway; cell surface receptor signaling pathway. The transcript has 13 exons.